Prorocentrum cordatum is the source of this 8586-nucleotide messenger RNA. The record is from the annotation of a GenBank genome assembly. NCBI's taxonomy places the organism in Eukaryota, Dinophyceae, Prorocentrales, Prorocentraceae.
AUGGACUCCGAGUUCGCGAGGAUCGCCAACCAGGCGGAUCGCCAGAAGAUCAUCGACCUCGUGACGAGCGGCUUCAUUAAUUUCCCUACGAUCGUGCUGGCCGAGAGCAUCCCCGAAGUGGGUGAGAAAGCUUCUGAUGAAGACGUAUACGCCGCUGCCAGGGACUUCCUCGCGAUGCUCCGCGCAGUGCCACACGUGCUCGUGAAGGAGAUCGCCAGGCAGGAGAACGUCGAGGAGACCGCCGAGCAGCAGGGGGAGCUGGGCAAGGAGAGCGACAAGGAGAAGGACGACCUGGAGGCAGCGCUGGCGAAAUUCUCCAACCAGUGCACGUGGUGCAGCGCGGACGGCAUGCAGGCCCAGUGCGCGGCGGGGGAGCGUCAGCGCAAGCUCUUAGGGUCUGCAGUAGACGCUGGCUCCAACGAUCGCCAGUGUUUCCGAUUUGCUCCGGCCGACCCGGACAUCUUCGACUUGGCAUCGCGCAGGAUACCUGUCGACCACCAGAAGGAGAUCGUUGAGGGUUACUUUGAAGAGGCGCUCGCCCGCGGAAGGGCCCGCGCCGAUUUCGGCGCAGACGAGGUCGCAGACGAUUCUCGGGAGAUCCACAAGGGCGACGUGCGCAACAGAUAUCACUCCGAGCGCGGCAGUCUGGCCAUUCAUCUGGUGGAAAAGGUGGAGGGCGCGAAGUGCACUGAAGAUGAGUUCGCAGAGUUUUAUCAGCUCUACGACGCACAGACGGACGACGGGGAGCCGAUGCUAGACAGGGGAGGCAUCAUGCGCUGCAUAGGCAAGGAUAAGACGCGCUACGGUGAGUUCGCAGCCAAGGUCCGGGACAUGGGCGCGGCCACGCGAGCCCGAGGGCCGCGGCCGCAAAGGCUCAAGGUCGCGAUGCAAGAGUUCCUCGAGAAGCAGAAGGAUAAGCCGCAGAGCGUCACUCAGGACGAUGCUCGGCGCGCCGAGUUUGCCGCGCGCGCGGCGCCGCACACAGGGCGGUUGACCUUCAAGCCAGGCGCCGACGGGGCGGUCGAGUGCGUGCUCACGGAGGAGCAGAAGGCGCUGGUGCGGGAGAUGCUGAGUGAGAGAGCUUCGACGAUGGAGUACUUAUUCAGCCGGGGAAACGUUUGCGCGUGCUUCGGGAUUCAAAUUCGCAAGUACCGGGCGCUGCUCGCGGCGGCCGGGGCCGACCCGCGCCAACACCGGACGAGUGGCCUCGUCCUUGAGGAAGAGGCGGCGGACCGUUCGGGCGACCCGAGCGUCCAGUACGAGAAGAGUUGGCUGCGGUGGGCAAAGGAGCUCUCGCUGGAUAGCCCCAGCGUCGUGUGCUUCGCCUGCGGCGUCAAGGUCUCCAAGCACCAUUGCAAGCGCGAGUGCCCGUCAGACCUCAUCGCACAGACCUUGCGCGAGGACGCCUCCGAGAUUACCCCGCACAUCUGCGAUUACUGCGUGCGGGCGGAGGAUCGCGGGGCGCGCGUCUCGCGGGAUGCCAUCGACACGGGGAACACGCCGGAGCCGCUUCGAGGACUCACUCGCCACGAGGAGCGAUUGCUCCAGCUGGUGGAGACGAACGUGGUCAUGGUGCACGCGCCCAAGGGCGGCACGGCGACGGCGAAGGGCGGGACCUUCGUGGCGCCGCUGGAAGCGCCGCGCGCCUGCGAGGUGCUCGGCGGCGCCAGCAUGGAGAUCACCGACGGCGUGCUCUGGCUCCGGCCGCGGGGCGUCCCGCCCGGCUGGGCAGUCCCCGUGCGCGCUCAGAAGCUCCUCGACGCGCUGAAGUGGCUCGCGAAGAAUAACGCAUACUAUCGCGACUUCUCCGUGCUGGGCCAGGCAACGGCAGCCAUCAAGGCCCUCGAGACGAAGCUCGCUGAGAAGCUUGCUGACGAUCGCCAAGCGAUCGACCCGGAGGCCGAGGCGGCGGCGCAGGGCGCUUUCGAAGGAGACGCAACGUACUUCACCGCGGGCGGGCCCGCUCCGGUCGGCGCCGUUGUGGGAGACCUCCAGAAGAACCGGGAGUCGGCGGAGAUUCGCCCGGUGACGGAGGCGCUGGCGUUCCCGACGCUGUUCCCGGGGGGCGAGGGCUCCUGCCCCGAAGAGCUCCGCUUCAGCAGCUACGCGUGGCGCCGCCUGCUGGACUGCUGCAAGACCAAGUUCCAGGAGAAUCCGGAUUACACCUUCUACCAGCUCGAGACGUGGUUCCGGAAGAGCUUGAGCAGCGCGACGUCCGUGUUCGUGGGGAAGCGCGAGGUGCCCGGUCGGGAAGCGGCGGAGUGCAGAGCAUACGCCGUGCAAGGUAAAGUGCCCGGCACGACCGCGUUCCUGGGCCAGAAGCGCACCCAUUGCGUCCAGAUGAUGCGCCAGCUCGGGCGCCCUGAUUUCUUCCUCACGCUCACGAGCCACGAGCGCCAGCCGCACAUGCUCGCAGCGUGCGUAAAGGCGCAGCUCUACAACGACAGCCCCGGCCUGCCGCUUGAUCGUGUGGAGAAGACUGUCGCCGCGCAGGUGCUGGCGUACACGAACGACCCAGAGCACAAGUGGGAUGGCAGCCCGCAGUGCGACGAGAAGAUCAAGGGCACGAAUGACGCGGCCGCGGCGUGCGAGAGCGGCUCGGAGACCAGGCGAACUGGGAUGACAGCUCUUCAACUGUGCCAGAAGUUCCCUGCAGACGUCGAGCGCGAGUGGAACCGGCAGUUGGAAAGAUUUCUCAGCUGGAUCACCGAGGCGCGGAAGACAAAGGGAGAGAGCUGCCCGCCGCUUCCAAAGCCGACUCUGCUUCGCGGCACGGAGGCGGCGGACGGUGGCGAAGCGCCCACGGGCGCCGAGGAUGUCGGAUACAUGGAUCUGCUCCGGGGCGACGUCAAGUGGGAUUGCUGGGACGGCAACCUGGACGAAGCGCCCCCCUUCGUCGCGCAAGACUUCGUCAGCCGCGUGGAAUGGCAGAAGCGGGGAUUCCCCCAUGCGCACAUGCUGCUGUGGGUGGGCGACUGGGGGGCCGAGCGCGACGCUCGGCUCGCCGCGGAAGAGGUCGCGCAGCCGCACCCGGACGCGGCCCCGCCCGUGGCCGGUGACUCCAUCUGGCGCGUGAGCAAGGAGCAGUUGGAUCAGCUCCUCUCCGGGAAGGCCAGCGCGGUCGUGAGGCCGCGCGGGCUGAAGGACGCAGGGCGCAAGUGGUUGGCGUGCACUGCGGACGCGGGCGCCCAGAUCGUCGCGGUGGCGCACGUGGCAGGCGCCCGGCAGGUCAUGUCGCAGGACGAGUGGCGCCAGAAGAGUAAGGAGCACGGGAUGAGCCGGCGGACGUGCCUCUACAGGAAGACGUUCCUCGUGCACGUGCGCAUGGUGCAGCAGCUGGCAGAGGCGGUGCCGUACGCCGACCCUGGUGCGCGCGCCUGCGGUGAUCAUGUAUUUCGCCCCACGGACGCAGGGCCGCCGACGGACAGGGUUCUCCUGUUGCCCCCGCCGCGCCGAUACCUUCCCGACUGCGUGAAGGUCAACUGUAUCUGGGACAUCGACGCGGCGCACAUGGACGUCUUGGCGUCUGGCUCCUCCACCGUCGUCGCGCGCCCCGUCGGCGUCGUCGGCGAGGAGCGGAAGUGGCUGGCGCGCGCCGUAGAUUCUGGCGCCCAGAUCGUGGGCUGGACAUCCGCAUCGGUGAACCGAGAGGUGCCGUCCGAGGAGGAGUGGGUCGCCGCCCGAGAGACCUACGGCCUCGUCGAGGACGCCCUCCCCUUCGCGCCGACGUUCCUCGUGGAGCUGCGAGCGCUGCAGCUGUUCGCCAAGCCCGUCGACUACGCGCCACCGCGCGCGGGCUCUGGAGUCGGCGGAGCCCCGCCGCCGCCGCAGCCGCACACGGAACCUCGCGGCGGUGGCGAAGCGGCAGAGCGCGGCGGCGAAGAGGCAGAGGGCGAGCCGCCUGCAGCCCCAAAGCGCCCCGCGGCAGAUUGGCUUGACGGGGCGGCCUCGGAGACGGACGACGAGCUCCUGGGCCCGUCGAAGGUGGACAACGUCGCCAGUAUCUACGACGUCUAUCAGCCGGUGGAGAAGAGCCGAAAGAAGAGUCAGCGAGAGCUCUGGAACAACGGCUCCAAGAACAAGUACUUCGUGCGGCGCCGCAGCGGCGACACGAUGAUGGGCCUGUACAACCCCCGGAUAUUGCGCCGGUGGCGCGGUUCCAUGGACCUCCAGGUCGUCGAGAACUUGCACGCGGUGGCUCGGUACAUUCUGGGCUAUUGCUUGAAGAGCGACACCGCGAAGGACGCCGUGGGCAAGCUCAACCAGGAGAUCGCGAGGGUGCCGGCGACCGGGCCUGUGACGAGCAAGCAAGUGUACCGCCUCGCUUACAUCGGCACUCAGGGCCGCGUGACCUCCACGUUCGAAGCGUGCCACCACCUCCUCGGACUUCCCGUGGUGCGCAUCUCGCGGGAGUUCCAGUGGGUCCAUGCCGGCAUGCCCGAGUCUUACUCGGCCUACGUGCCGCGGCACCUCUGGCGCCAGGCCAUCGCGAACCCGGAGAACGCGCCCGAGCCCACGGCGCCCGCAGUGAUUCGCCGUUAUGCGGAGUGGCGCGCGGGGAAGGUCGCCGUCUUCGACGACACUGGGGAGCAGGUUCCGCUUCUCGUGGAAGGCAGGGCCGCCGAGAACUACGAGUGGGUGAGCCCUCGCGAAGUGACGCUGUUCGACUUCGUGGCGUCCUACUCGACGUCGUACAAUUCCGACCCCAAGCUGAGAGCGCAGCCAGCAAUCGUGUCCACGAAGGCUUUCGACCCCGAGCGCGAGACGGAGGCGUACUAUUACUCCAAGCUCCUCCUGCACAACCCGUGGGCCGAUUUCGACGAGGACGACGGGCCGGAGUGGCUGGAGCCCUCGGACGACGGCAGUCACCAGAGUGCUUUCGUCCGCCUGUCGAAGGCCAGCAAUCAAGGAGAGCACGGCGACGAAGCGGAGGCACCGCCAGACAACGCCCCGGCGCGCGAGGAAGAGGCGGAGCUCCCUGCGCCCGACUUCUUCCUGAAGUCCACGGUCUUCCCGAAGCUGAGCAUCGCGGAGGCCGCGUGGCGGGAGCUGAGGCGGCUCAAUUGCGCCCUCGUCAUGCGGUCCGCCAUGCAGACGCCAGGGGCUGCGGAGGACUGGGAGAACCACCGGGAACUGCUGCGCCGCCUCCGCCUUGCCGCUGGCCGCCCCGACGAGGAGGCCGACGACCCGGACCGAGGCGAAGAUCUGGAGGAGCUGGCGGGCGCCGCGCCGCACGCCAUUAGCGCCUUCGGACCAGUGGCCGGCGGCGACGAGGCCGCGCAGUUGCUCUUCGGCCCCGACGCGCAGAAGUCCAAGCAGCAAGACAUCGUCUACUGGUUCCUGGAGCAGGUGCGCCAGGGCAAUCGCGCCCCCGCGCGCGUCCUUCUCCACGGUCCCGGCGGAUGCGGGAAGUCCGUGGUCGUCCGCGCCGUCGCGCGCCUCUUGCGGACAGAGGGGCACGGCGUCGCGCUCGCGGCGCCGACGGGGUGCGCUGCCUUCCUGAUCAACGGCUGCACCCUGCACUCCUGCCUCCACUUGCCAGUUGAGAACAAGUCCUUCGGCCACGCCUCGGACGCGCCGCCCCCUUCCGGGCCCGCGCUGGAGCACCUCAUCGAGUUCUGGAAGCCUGUCCGCGUGCUGGUGAUCGACGAGAUCUCCAUGGUCUCCUCGGAGAUGCUCGCUCGGAUCGACGCGCGGCUGCAGAUCUACAAGCGCCAGCCGGGAGUGCCAUUCGGCGGCCUUCACCUGCUCCUCUGUGGGGACCUCUACCAGCUUCCUCCCCCGAAGGGCCAGCCCGCGUACGCGGCUGUCCAGCUGUGGAAGAUGUUCCUGCUCUGUGAGCUCGAGGGGAAUCACCGAGCGGCGCGGGACCCCGCUUACGCCGCUCUGCUGGAGAGAGUCCGGAAAGGCCUGCACACCGAGGCCGACCUCGCGACGCUUCGGACCAGACUGCGCAAGCCACCCGCGGACAGCCGCGCGCCGCACCUACUGGCGACCCGGAAGGCUGUCCGUCAGGUGAACGAGGAGAUGCUCGAGCGACACGCGGAGACGCACGGCUUCGAGGUGCACGCCGCGCCCGCGCAGGACACGUCGCACCGCACGGGGCUCCCGGUGGAGGUCGACACGGGCUACGACAAUCCCGAGGACACCGGCGGCCUCGAGUCAGACGCGCGGUUCGCCAUCGGGGCCAAGGUCAUGCUCCGUCGGAAUUUAGACAUCAGCGACGGCCUCGUCAACGGCGCCCGCGGCAUGGUGACGGGCAUCAAGCUCGCGCGGGACUCUGGCGAGGCGCUGAAGGUGCGCGUGGAGUUCGAGCGCGGCGGGCAGGCGUCCCGCGAGGAGGAAGGCGACGCAGAUCUUCCGGGCGUGCUCAUCAGCCCCGUGCAGGGCGCUUUCCAGAACGAGGACGGCGAGCGAAUCCUUCGCCGGCAGCUCCCCCUGGUGCUCUGCUGGGGCCUCACGAUCCACAAGGCGCAGGGCGGCACGGAGACAAAGGGCAUCGCCUUGAGCCUCGACGAGACAGUUCGCCAGCAGUGCCAAGCUUACGUGGGCCUGUCGCGGGUCGAGUGCCUGGCCGACCUAUACCUCACCGCGUUCGACGAGCGCGCCAUCAUCCCCGCGGUUGGCGUCGACCACGCGCUGCUGCAGCUCCGCCCGCAGCAGGGCUACGAGGCGGAGCGGGGCAACGGGCCGAACAAGUACUGGAGAGCGUGCUUCGCGCCAGCGCAGACGGCGCAGGAGCUCGAGGAGGCGAUCGCGAGCGCGCCACCAGGGGCGUUCGCCGAGCGGCAGGCGGAGUUGCUGGAGGCGCGUGCCGCAGAGGAGCGCGGGGACAAGGGCGCGUUCACGUGCGAGUACUGCGGCGAGGGAUGCGGGACGAAGCGCGCGCUCGCCACCCACAAGAGGGAGACCUGCACAGUGGCGAGGAUGAUCCGCGUGCGGAAGCGCCCGGUGGGCGCUCCGCCGCCGCCGCCGCCCCUGGAUCCGGAGGAAGCGCUUGGCGUCUUGUCGAGGAUGGCGGGCGGCGACCGCCGGCAGCGGAUCACGGGGAAGCGCCUUGCCGCUGCCGCGGCCCAGCAGAAGGCGGCCGCUGGGCAGACGCCCCAGGCUGCCGCCCAGCAAGCCUCUGCGGAGACGGAUGCUGGGGAGCUUCCCGACUCCGCUGCGCCGGCCGCGCCCGCGGUGCCGCCGCGCCGGAGGGCCAGGCUUGCAGCUUUGCAGCAGGCACCGGCCAGCGCCGAUGAGUUCGAGGCCGAGGAGCGCACUUCUGCUGCCCCCGAUGCAGAGACGCCGCCCUCGCCGCCGCCGCCGCCCAAGCGGCCCCGUCUCACGAGCCUGGCGCCGGCCGCGAGCGGCGCGGAGGCCGCGGCGGCCCCGCCGCGGCUCGCCGACCUCGCGCAGGCCGCGAGCGGCGCAGAAGAGGAAGCGCAGGCCGCGAGCGGCGCCCAGGCCGCGGGGUCCGGCGUCGCCCGCGAGGCCGCGGGUUCCGGCGCCGAUGGCGGCGCGCGCGCCAACGCGCUCGCCGGGGCCAGCGCGGGGGCACAGAGCGCGGCGGCGCCGCUGACGUGUCAGCCCGGUGGAAGCGCCGCUAAGCAGGCGAUGGGAUCGGCGACGGGGGCCGCGACUGGCUCGGGGCGCGCCGCCUCGAGCGGCCUGGGCGGAGCGCUCGGGCGUCGGCGCCCCUGCGGUUUCCGCAACGUGGGGAACUCGUGCUACAUGAAUUCCCUGCUGCAGGCCCUCUUCCCGCUGGCCCCAGUGCAGCGGAUGAUUGCCGCGACGCUGGGCGCUCUGGGCGACGAGCCUGAGGAGGGCCUGUUCGACUUGCUGCGACAGGGGAACAAGCUGGUGGGAACGGCCAUAGCAGCCUGGCGCGCCCGCGGGGCGCUCGAGCCCGAGCUCUUCCUGGACUGGCACAACGGCGAGCAGGAGGACGCGCAGGAGUUCCUGCAGCUGAAUCUGUUGCAGAACGAUGGCCCGGAGCUCGCGGACCUGUGCCGCGGGAUCGACUGGCCGCGGUUGUCGUGCCCUGACUGCCCUGCUUCUCGAGACGCUACAGGCGCCGAGCCCUUCACGAUUCUCUCCUUGCCGCUUGUGGCCGCGGACGGCCGCCGAGCCUUUGCGUCGGUGCGCGCUGCGCUGGCGGACUACAUCGAGGCUCCGUGCCCGGUGGAGGUGGACGACUGGCAGUGCCCGUGCGCGGGUUUCGUCGCGCACCGUGCCAGCGUGCUGAAGACGCACCGCAUCACGUGCUUCCCGGAGAUCCUCCUGCUUCACCUGGUGCGCUGGGACAGCUUCGGCCGCGUGGUGCCGCACCCGGUGGCAGCCGACGCCGUUCUCGAGGUGCGCGGCCCGGACAGCGUCGGGAUCUUCUCGUUGAAGGCUGUGGUCGUGCACAGGGGCGCCACCGCCCGCAAGGGCCACUACAACGCCUUCGCGAAGUACGACGGCACCUGGUUGCUCUACGACGACGACGCCUCCCGCGUCGCCACCGAAGCUGAGAUCGCCUUCUUCGGCGGCGGGCAGGGCGCCGCGGCGCUGACGAAGAUCUACCUCGCUGUCUACGAGCGGCUCGACGCGGCGCAAUGA